GUGUUAUCGUGUGCGUAUCACAAUGCAAACAUGGUAUAUUAAGUAAACCUAUUCCUUGUAAAAAUAAUUAUUCAAAAUGUCUCUGCAACGGCGGACACUCUGCUUCUUACUCCUUUUAUUUUUAGAGGAUGAUCUUCGCUUUGUUGCCGGUGUAUCUGUGGAAACAAUCACCACAGAGUACAUCAAUCAGCCUCAAGGACCCCCACCUCCGCCCAACUCUGUAUUGUCGAUAACUUCCACCAACAGAUUUGUGCCAGACCCACCAGCGCCUAAGGUAUAUUCAUAUGGACCUUACCCGCCUCCGACCAUUGCAAGGCCGAACUAUUUUGAAAACUAUCCAGCGUACACAACUACUGUAGAAAUAUCACCGACGAGGCAAGAACAGAAACCUGAAACUGUAACAAUCAUAGAGAAAGUCGAAACUCCUCCUCAGCCCCCAACUCCUCCACCCCGGUUCCCACCGUUCCCCCCUAAGCCAUCGAUUCCUCAAACAACUGUACAAGAAACCUUACAAACAAAAUAUUUUCCGGAUAGGUAUCCCCCGACAGUAGAAACUAAAACCACUGAUUUUACUAUUCCAUCUCAAGAGCUGAAUUCGGAUAAGCCUGUGAUUUUGCAAAUCAACGUGCCUGCUCCAGCUCCAGAGCCUUUACCAACUAUUCUACCUCAGCCUCUUGGUAUGCCUACAAUUGACUAUUCUCCCUGCGGAAUGCCUCCAAGUCCUCUCGUCGUGAUGGAAAAGUCAAAAUCUUCGUUGAAGAGUAUUCUUCCAAUUCUCUUCUUGUCCCUUUUUGAUGGAGGUCGUGGAAACAACGGAUGCUGUUGCUGUUCAAAACCUGCCAAUAUACCAGUUCCGUACCCCAUCCCUGUACCUUACAACAAUCCCGUUGUUACGAACCAAGGUAAAGGAAAGAGUAAAAGGCCAGCUAAAGAUAAUGAUGACGGUGACAACGAUGGCAAUUGAUGGACAGGUUUUAGUCAAUUAUAACAAUCUUAUUUAAUUGAUGUCAAGUUCUGCUGCACAAGAUAAGAAUGGGCCACUAACCACUCACAAUAACUCAAUAAACUAACAGAUAAGAACUUAGGAAUCCGAAAAUGUGAGAACCUUACAGAAGAAAAAGUGUCAACAACAUACAAAAUAAGUUUAGUAUCCAUAGCUCAGGAAUUAGAAGAGCAAUAUUGAAUCCGAUAUCAUGAAUUUUUCAUUGAGCGUAAUCAAAUUCACUUAAAUGGAAGGAGACACUUCUCAGUAAAUACUCCCCGUAUUUAUUUCAAUAUUUCUGUUUUAAAUGCUAAGUUCAUUUGCAUUAUUUAUCAGAUAUUUGGAAGAAAACUGUGUUGUCAGGGCUCACAUGACUAUCUAAGAAAUGAGAUGUUUUAGUCAAUAUAAUAUUAGACAUAA
Messenger RNA from Spodoptera frugiperda (fall armyworm), 1402 nucleotides. RefSeq lists its product as uncharacterized. The coding region runs from base 77 to 964 and encodes 295 amino acids. The record is from RefSeq and is a predicted model, not a curated record. The transcript has 2 exons. NCBI's taxonomy places the organism in Eukaryota, Metazoa, Arthropoda, Insecta, Lepidoptera, Noctuidae.